Messenger RNA from Osmerus eperlanus (European smelt), 2440 nucleotides. RefSeq names its product ST3 beta-galactoside alpha-2,3-sialyltransferase 8 (gene st3gal8). The transcript has 8 exons. The record is from RefSeq and is a predicted model, not a curated record. Gene Ontology annotation, biological process: sialylation. Gene Ontology annotation, cellular component: membrane. The coding region runs from base 524 to 1615 and encodes 363 amino acids. Gene Ontology annotation, molecular function: beta-galactoside (CMP) alpha-2,3-sialyltransferase activity. Lineage: Eukaryota; Metazoa; Chordata; Actinopteri; Osmeriformes; Osmeridae.
CUACUCCUCUCUCUCACACACAGGAGGCAGGGCGAAACAGAGGAACAUCAUUCCUCUUCUGAUCACGCACGACAAAGAGCUGAACAGAAAAAUACGCACAGUUCCGAAACACUCUACAAGAUGGGCAGGGAGCAAUGUUCCUCAUGCUAACCCAAACACUGGAGUGAAUCAUGAGGGGGAUCCACCAAUGAGAGGCUUUCAUUUCCUGUGACGGUGUACCUCAUUUCCAGACUGCCCCCCAUCACUAUGGCCUGAUGGGUAACCCCCUCCCCAUCCUGUAGCCCUCUCUCUGGCCUCACCUCUUAGCAAGUCUUACCCUAGCCCCACUACCCCAGGCUUCCAGCCAUUACUCCUCCCUAGACUGUCUCUUUACAACCCCUAGUCCAGCCACUACCCCAGCCUCUCUCCAACCCCCUAGCCGCUACCCCAGCCUCUCUCCAACCCCCUAGCCACUACCGCAGCAUCUCUCCAACCCCCUAGCCACUACCCCAGCCUCUCCAACCCCCAGCCUGUCCCUACCAUCAUGCUGCUGAAGAGGAAGUUGUUUGUAGCGGCCGUGUUCUGUGGCAUUCUGUUCCUAAUGAUCGCCACCCACACCAUCCAGAGGAACAACAUCCUGUCCCUGCCCCGCCACCUGGGCCUCGCCGACGGCCCCGCGCCCUCCAGUCCCACCCCAGCUGUACGAGGACCAGAUGGAGGCAAGCAGGCCCAGCCUUCGUCACUCCCCAGCCCCGGGCCCUCCAGCCUGAAGACGGACCUGGCUGUGGCCAGGGUGUGUGGUUGUCCGUCCUGCGUGGGUGACGUGGGGACGUCGGAGUGGUUUGGCAAGCGCUACGACCCCAAGCAGCAGCCCUUCCUGUUGGAUCAUGGUGGCAGCCUCAACCCCCUGGACCUGCGCUGGUGGCUGGCUCUACAACGCUCCGGUGAUGACCAGACCCUACAGGAAGUCAAGGAGAAGAUGUUCCAGGUCAUUUCCUCUCCCUCGCUGGAUGUGGCACCCCACCCCAACCAGUGUCGCACCUGCGCCGUGGUCGGAAACUCCGGCAACCUGCUGGGGGCUAGCUAUGGAAAGCUGAUCGACACACACAACACCGUCAUACGGAUGAACAAGGCUGUCACGGUGGGCUUCGAGGAGCAUGUGGGGAACAGAACCACACACCACUUAAUGUAUCCGGAGAGUGCGGUUGAUUUGUCUAACGGGGUACACCUGGUCCUGGUGCCCUUCAAGCUCCGGGACUUGCAAUGGGUCGCCAGCGCUCUGUCUACUGGAGAAAUUAAAACGACCUACAUGAGGGUUAAGGACCGUGUCCGUGCUGACAAGGACAAGGUGAUCGUGGUCAACCCGCUGUUCUUCAAGUACGCCCACGACAACUGGAACGAGGCCCACGGCAGAUAUCCGUCCACUGGAAUGCUGGCCAUCAUUUUUGCCCUUCACAUCUGUGACCAGGUGAGUGUUUUUGGGUACGGAGCAGAUCAGCAUGGGAACUGGCACCACUACUGGGAGGAGAACCGCAACGCCGGAGCUUUCCGAAAGACGGGCGUGCACAGCGCCGACUUCGAGACGCAGGUCAUUCAUAGGCUGGAUGACGAGGGGAAGAUCCGCCUCCACACUUGAUUGACAGCUACUUCUGUGGGCCACUGCGCAACUUUAAACAUGGAUGCCUCAGAACUACAAACAUGGAGGGCACUUUCCUGGGGUGGAAGAGGAAGCAGAGUAGCUCCUUGUCCUGAUUUAUUUGACUUUCCUGCUUUUAAAACUGGAGGGAGAAACCACAUCAUCACUUUAUCCCAUCCCUCCAUUCCACCCUGUUUCACAAAGGGUAAAGCCACACCAAUUUUAUUCUAUUUUUUAAUUUUUACUUGUGGGUGGACUAAUUGUGAGCCAAAGUUUACGGUAGUGGAGAGCUGAAUAACUGGGGAACUGUCCAGCUUCUGGACACGGGAGGAUGUGAGCCAAUCAUGCCGAAUUUUCACUAUGCUGUACUUUUUAAAUCAUUUUCUUUUUUAAAUAACUUUUGUUGUUUACUUCAGAUGUAGAUCUGAUCUCUCUGGUUGUUUAAAGGGUUUAAAACUCGCAUUCUAGCCGUCCUGAUGAACAUGUCGGCACAGAGCCACAAGUAGGAAGUGGGUCAGGAAGUAUGUGCCUUGUAAGACAGACUUAACUUAAUUCUUUCCAAUGGCUGUUUUUAAAGAUUGUUUUCGAAAAUGUGAAUGUAUUAGACCUAUACCUGAUGCUCUGCUCAACCACAAUGUCCACAUUUCAUGCUUUUUUUCUGUUAUUGGGUAAUAACUGAGUACACAGAGAAACCACAAAAUCUCUAGUGGUUAAAGACAACCAUAUCUUCAUGACAGCGAAGCAGUUUUAUUAAUGCAUGGUAAUAGCAUGACCACUGACGACUGUGACAAUCUCCUUCUAUGAAGAAUAAAAACCUUAUUGUUA